CUUUCCUUCAAUUAGAUAGUUGGAAAUGUUCCACAUAACAUGUUAAUUAGUUUGUGCAUGUUAAUUUUCGCAAGUAUGUUGAUUCUUGUUGAAUUUGGGCAUUUUUAUGCUAGCCCCCAAGUAUACCUACGACUCUAGUGUUUUCUUACAAUGUAGGUGUUUUUGGUAUAUUGCUUGUGUUCCUCAUAAUUCAGGAAUGACAAAUUAUGGAAGAAUUUUCAUUUUGUUGGAGUUAAUUAAAAAAAAUUCACUUAUGGAAUUUUUUGUUCGAUAUGAACUUAGUAUCAUGUCUUAGGGAACAAAAUUGUAUGACUCCAUUUUAUGAGUGGAAUGCACUCCUUUAGUGAUUGGUGUGAGUGCCAGUUUUGUUAAAGGUAUAAUGCCUUAUUGUAUUAUUGAUCAGCAUGCCUGACGAGUCGUCACCUCCUUCUGGUGGCCACGAGGAGCGUGGCAUGACGCGUCAGUCUACUGGCGCGGGUGCCCCAUGGGUGGGCCCUGAGCUCUACGACGGUCGUGAUCUACACUACGACCUAGAGCACCGCGUGACUUCCCGCCUUCACGCGAGGAGAGAGACUACGGUUCGCGGCUAUGGCGCAGCGACGAGUGAGACCGUUUUUAGUUUCCUGAGCUCGGACGCCUAGGCUUUGGUGAGGGCGAGCUCACUGUUUCCGGUGGUCGAGACCUUCUAGGAGAUACUGCGGCUUAACAUCUCCCUGUCCUUUCUGCGGUCGUUCAUGAGGUGGUGGUGGGAUACCACCAACACCUUCCAUUUUCCUUGGGGUGAGAUGACGAUCACUCCCGAGGACUACACGGCUUUGACGGGCUUGACCUUUACAGGGAACCCCGUUCGUCUGAGGUCGGAUAGCCCACCGCCGACUGUUGCUGAGGGUACCAGGCUCCUGGGCUCGUGGAUGGGCAUGAGAUUGCCUUCGUACCAGCCCCGUGGGAUACCUUUUGCUGACCUGAUGUGGGCCCUGGAGCAUGGGGUAGAGGAGUCGUCUUCGAGGCAGGCUCGGCUGUUCUACCUCCAUUUUAUUACUUCCAAUUUUCUAUCGGGUCCGACUGACACUUUUGACCCGAGGUGGAUAGGCAUGGUGGAGGACGUGUCUACACUGGGUGACUAUCGCUGGGGCGAUUUCGGCUAUGCGAUGCUCGUCGGCCAGAUGAGUUUGGCGGUGCGCGACUCGGACCCGAAUAGACGUCACUUUGUCAUUACAUUAGCGGGAGUGCCGCGUUUGAUCGAGCUGUGGGCCUUUGAGCACUUACCUUGGUUGGCUCCCCGAAAGGGGCAGAGGCCUUUGGAGUACCCUGCCGGUCGUCGUUGGGGUUGGAAGAAGAAGCUGACAGUGCGUCCACCGCCCGAUACCGUGUGGGAUCUCAUUUGGGACAGGAACCCUGAGCAUGUGGUUUGGACCCCAUGGCUCUCUUUUAGGGGUACUUAUGCUUCGGUCAGGGAUAGUUAUGCCCUGAGCCAGAUGCGGGUCUUAUUCGUUGGCCGCUGGGACCCUGUCUGGUACCUGGGAGAGCGGGUACGUAUGCAGAUGGUCGGGGCUUUUCGGUGCCUAGGCCUCCGCCUGCGACCAUGCUGUCUACUCGUUCGAUAGGCGAGUCGUGGAGGGUCCACUCGAGGACUGGCGUGCCGGCGACGGAGUUGGUGAUAGAGGGAGCUAGCUAUUAUCAGUUUAUCCAGGAUUCUCUUCGUCUCCCGGAGCCUGGCGCUGAGUGUCCUGACCCUUCGUUGGGGGGAUGGGUGCUUCCCGAUGCUCGGAUCUCGUAUACUGGAGAGAGUGGAUCCGAGAUUGUGGAGACUUUCCCGGAAGACUGGGUUUUCCAUGCUCCGCUCCCUGAGGGAGUACAGGCGGUUCCGGCCCGUACGGCUAACGCGAUGGUGGGGGUGAUCAACCGGUUGAAGUCCGCGUUGGUUUGGGCCCGAUCUGCACUUUCUUGCAGGAGCCCCCACUCUACUCGGACGGGUGCUGGACGAGCCGGGGCCGACGACGCGGGUCCCUCGGGCGGGGGACACGGUCGUGAGAGAGAGAGGGCACGACACUCGCCCCUACGGCAUCGCCGUUCCGAUGCGAGGGUUAGUUCUUCCGGGGAGAGGUCCGAGCCGGAGCGUAGGCGACGUUCCGUGUCGGUGGCCCGAGAGCCUAGCCCCAAGUUGCAGUCACAGCCUCAUUUUCGGGGUGAUUCUGGCUGGGGGUCCUCAUACCACGGGGGGUGGAGUGGAUGGACCGGCGAGGCUUGGAGACAUGAAGCCGAUGACGAGUCUUAGGCUUACCUCCUGUUUUGUAUAUAUUCAUUCUUGUAUUCCGCAUGUAUAUAUAUAUAUUUUUUUGCGAUUUUUUUGGUGCAAGAAUGUUUUGAGCCUUCCGUGGGCUUUGCUUUAACAUAUUAUAGUAAUAUUA
Molecule: messenger RNA, 2408 nt
Organism: Spinacia oleracea (spinach)
Lineage: Eukaryota; Viridiplantae; Streptophyta; Magnoliopsida; Caryophyllales; Amaranthaceae
Exons: 6
Coding region: 1583-2275 (230 amino acids)
Source: RefSeq, a predicted model, not a curated record